CCGGCUCCCGCCGCCGCGCCUGCUGCAUGCUCGGUGCUCAGCCCCAGCCGGAGGUGGAAGAUGGCGGAGCCGGGGCCGGAUUGCAGCUCUCUGCUCGACGAGGAUCUCUCCUCCUUCGUCUUCAGUUACCUAGCGGACAGCCAGUAUGAGGUGUCUGGAGAGGAGCACCUCUACUCUGACUUCCCCGAGAUCGAUCUGUCCCAGCUGGACGCCGGCGACCUGGACUCUGCUGGCUGCUUUGGCGAGCUGCACUGGGACAGGGAGCACUCGGAGACCGACUCCAGCCAGUACAGCACCGACGACUCCGAGCUCUUCCAGAUAAUAGACAGCGAGAACGAAGCGCUGCUGGCAGCCCUGACCGAGACUCUGGAUGAUAUUCAGGGAGAUGACAUGGGCCUGGCUGCCUUCAGAACUAUGGAAGAGGGGGACACGCUCAGCCCUGCCACCACCUCACCUGCCCCCUCCCCCAAACCCACCGCCCCGGUCACGGGGGGCCCCCCGGCCCCCGAGGGUGAUGAGCUGUCUCUACUGAAGAAGCUGCUCCUGUCUCCGUCCCCUCCGAGCUGCGAGGCCCAGCGGGACGGGAGCGCCCGGCGCCCGGGGACCCCAAAGUGCCGGCCCCCUCGGCCCUGCACGAAGGUGGAGGGUCCCCGGGACAGGAGGGCGAGCGUCCCGCAGGCACAGAGCCGCAGCUGCACGGAGCUGCACCGGCACCUCACCUCCAGCACCUCCUGCUCCCAGACCAAAGCCCCCCAGGCGCCCGAGGAGUGCCCCGGCGGCGGCCGCCACCCGUCCCCAGGUGACUGCGCCCAGCACGAGGACGACAGCGACUCCAGCGAGGACUCGCUGAGCUCCGGGGACUCGGCGGAGGAGGGCCCGGGCCCCCAGUUCUCCUGCGAGGGGGAGCUGCACUCGGUGCUGGAGCUGAUCCGCUACAUGCACACCUACUGCCUGCCGCCCCGCAAGCUGCCCGCCCGCGACCCCGCCGAGGGCCGGCCCCAGCCCUGCGGCAGCCCCUACAAGAGAGCCAAACCCGACUGUGCCCCCGGGCAGGGCCGGCCGGGCUGCGCCUGGCAGGCGGCCGGCAGCUGCAAGAAGCCCGGAGCGUCCUUCUCCAUCCUGAAGGAGCUGCUGGCGCGGGACCUGCUGUGCGACGUGAGCAAGCCAUACCGCCUGGGCAAGCCCGUGUACGCCGCCCUGGCCCCGCCGCCCGGCUCCGGCUCCCCCGUGCCGCCCGACGGGGAGGAUGCCGGCGGGACUCGCACGCCCAGGGGCAGAGCAGAGAGCGGCGAGCCCCGGCAGAGCCCCGAGGCGGAGGCGCCGCGGGAGCUGGGGGCCCUGGAGGACGAUGCCGGGAGGCAGGAGGGGAAGGCGCCCCGCAGGCAGGACAGCGCCGCGUACGCCGUGCGCCGCUCCAAGAGACUCAACCCCGAGCUCGGGCACUGGCUCUCCUUCCUCGAGCAGCCCCACGCCGAGCCCUCCGUGCCCCUGGGCUGCAGGGAGGCCGCGCCCUGCCCGCUGCUGGAGGGGCUCUCUGCCGAGGAGCCGGCGGCCGAAGUGGAGGUGGGGGGCACGGCCCCGUCGGCAGAGCCCCAGCCCCUCUGCCUGGGCUCCCCGGGGGACGGAGAGGUGGCCACGGAGAGCCGGCGCUGUGCCCUCCUGGAGCAGACAGAAACACCCAGGUGUCUCACGCUGUCCUUGGCACAAACUGACCCAGCCUUUGGGAAGAGAAACUUUGAGCCAAUGCUGACUGUGGAGCUGUGUGGGACAGCAGGUCUCACACCGCCCACCACUCCGCCAUACAAACCCGCCGAGGAGGACCUGUACAAGCCAGACAUCCCGCAGGAGGCCGGGAAGGAGGAGGGGGUGGCCCCCAGCCCCGGGGACGCGGCAGCCUCGCGGAAAGCGCCCAGGAAGCACCCGGAGAGGACGGAGCUGUUCGCCCACCUGAGCCGGGCGCGGGCGCUGCCCGAGCAGCAGGGCGUGCUCAAGCGGCCCUUCUCCCGCUCCUUCGGGGACCACGACUACUGCCAGGUGCUGAAACCCGAGCCUGCCCUGCAGAGGAAGGUGCUCAAGUCGUGGGAGCCCCCGAGCCAGGUGGAGACGGAGCACAAGAGGAGGGUCCCGGCCGCCCACUACCAGGGGCUGGAGCUCGGCAAGGACGCGGGCACCGAGAUGCUCUGGAAGGACGGCGUCAAGCAGCUGAGAGACCAGGAGAUCAGAGCCAGCUUAACAAAGCACUUUGGCUUUCUGGACAGUGCCCUCGACGAUGAGGACAUGGUCUUCUGCAAGACCCCCGAGUACGACACCGUCUUUGAGGACAGCUGCAGUGAGAGCGGCUCCCCCGUGGAGGAGGAUGAGGAGGAAGAGGAGGAGGAAGAGGAGGAGCACAGCGACACCAAGCUGUGCCUGAGGAGAAGCGCCCUUUCCAGGGGCAGUUUGCAUUACUGCUCCCGGAGCAGGUCUAGCUCGGGCUCCUCGUGCUGCCGGUCGCGGUCACCUGCCAGCAGACGCACCUUCAGGUGUGAGAACGGCGAGCAGUGUCAGGGCGGCAGCGGGCAGCGGGGCCAGCUGAAGAAGAGACGGGAAAAGGCCAUUGGGGAAGGCCGGGUGGUGUACAUCAGAAACCUCUCCAGCAGCAUGAGCUCCAGCGAGCUGAAGAAACGCUUCGAGGUGUUUGGUGAAAUCGUGGAGUGUCAGGUCCUGACCAGGACUAACAGGGGGGAGAAGUACGGCUUCAUCACGUACCGCUACUCCGAGCACGCCGCCUUAUCGCUGAAGAACGGCCCCUCGCUGAGGAAGAGGAACGAGCCCUCCUUCCAGCUCAGCUCUGGUGGCCUGGGGCGCUUCUUCUGGACCAGAUACGCUGACCUGGAUUGCGGCACGGACGAGUCGUCCCCAGCUCCGGUGAAAAGCAAGUACGAGACCAUGGAUUUCGACAGCUUGCUGCAGGAGGCCCAGCUCAGCCUGCAUCGGUAACAGCCUUAACCUUGGAGGAAUACCUCAAUACCUCAGUCAAGGCACUUCCAAUAUGUUUACGUUUUCAAAGAAAUUAUUCAGUCUAUGGCAAGCGAGAGAGCGAGAGAGAGCGAGAGCACGCCCGCAAGAGAGAGAGACUGCUGUCCCCUGAUCGAUGUUUACAUUGAACAAAGCUGCUUCUGUCUGUGAGUCCCCAUGGUGUUGAUGUCUCACUGCCACACGUUAGUCCCCCCUCUGCUUCUGACUGGUUGUUUUAGGGUGAGCCUAGGAGCCCCCCGGCCCCUCUUCCCCCUCCCAGCCCUCCCCAUGCUCCCACCGUGGAGUUGCAGCUGUGUUCACCAUAACAUUUUUUUGUCCGUAGUGUGUGAUGAUGAAAUUGUUCAUUGUGAAUAGAAUCAGGAUUAUAAACUAAUUUUUAAUAGAAGAAGAGAAGAAAAAAAAAGUAUAUACUUAAAAAAAAAUGUAUUUAUGGCUCAGAUGUACUGUAAUUCAGAUUUAUUGUACCGCUUCCUUGAUUUUUAACUAUGCACUGUAAUGAGGCACUUGCCACUCAGCAAAUGGGGGGUCAGAGCAGUCACAGAGCUGACAUUCCCCUGCCUCCCCUGCUGGCAAACCGGGGUGCUCGGUGCUUGCCCCGGGGUCACCCACUUUGCUGUCAAAGCCAUUCUUCGUGCUGGCGUGGCCCGAGCCCCCAGCAUCACCCCCAUGCUGAGCUGGGUGCUGGUGGAUGAUGGAUGCAGCUUUGCAGGCUGCAGAGGCUGGGAGAGGGAUGCAGUGCCUGCAGCCAGCGCUGCUCUGGCCUCCGCUGCCUUUGGAGCCAGGAGAGAGGGGCUGGGGGCUGCAGCCAGCUGGGCACAUGUGUCCUGCUGGCACAGCCUGGGGCAUGGAUGUCUCCGGGCCAUGUGGAGGAGCUGGCUCCUCUCCAGCUCCUUGGAUGGCUGCGAGACUGGCCAGGCCCUGUGGCUUGAUCCACACUCGCUUCCACACCCUGCAAAGCAAGCGGGGCGAGAAGACCUGUGUGUGCUUCCCACUGGGCAGCCAGCCCAAAUCCAGCCCAAAGUAAGGCCAACCCCAAGUGCGGAGAGGUGGGGCGGGCACAGCACCCACACUGAGCACCCACACUGAGCACCCCCAGCCCCCUGCCCCGUAGCUGAUAAGCCAUACACGUCCCAGCACCCACCCGCACCCCGGAUCCGUCCAGCGCCCCGGGGCACAGCUCUGCCUCUGGCCAAGGGCCCUCGGCGCUGGACUGAAGUGUAAAAUGAACUUGAGGACUUGCCCUCCACGUGUGGGUGUGGUGGGAAGGGGACACAGCCCCCACCAGCCGGAGCACAGCCCACCACCAGCCGGCCAGAGGCGCUGUUUUCCCAAGGGAGCGGGAACCUUGCCGCUCCUCAAGCCAUCGCCACCUUCUCCUUUUAUUUUUGAGCCCCAGAGACCACUAGGGAUUCAGCCAUCCUCUGUAGAUAGAAUAUUAUAGCCUUAACUCUGCCAAUAGAUAGAUUAGAGUCUCCUGGGGUCUCCCCUCCCCACGCCCUGGGGGUUUCACCCCCGGUUCCCUGGGUAUGUUCCGUCCUGCAGGGAGAGCGACCAAAGCCUGGGAAGUGGCACAGGAUGCGAGGCCAGGAGCCGGAGCCGUGCCAGGGUGGGCCCUGGCAGGAGCAGGAAUGCCGGCAGCGCCGACACCAGCACAGUUCCCUGGCUGUUCCCUCGGGAGAGCCGUGGUUCUGACAACACCAGCCCGGCAGCGCCGGGGCCCGGGGCCGCCGCGGGGUCCCCACGCUGCCACCGGUGACCAUCGCUGCCAGGGAACAGCCCUGGUGCCAUUCCAGCCUCAGCAGAGAAAUCUGGCGCCUCUCCCACCCCUAAAUCCCCCGUUCUCAUCCCACCUUAGCAACCACGAGCAGCUCUGGCCGAGACUGAGCAUCUGCUAUUGGCAAUUGCCUCAUUGUAGCUUUGCCUUUUUCUGUCCUAGUAUUUCCUCACGAUGAUGAUGUUUACAUGUGAUUGCUAUAGAGCUUAUGUAGAAUGUAUAUAGCGACACAUUUAGGGUGGGUAGUACUGUCCUGUGCUGUGCUGAUGUUUUUCAGAAAACGAUCAAUC
Messenger RNA from Melospiza georgiana, 5082 nucleotides. It is a transcript of the gene PPARGC1B, whose product is annotated as PPARG coactivator 1 beta. Gene Ontology annotation, biological process: positive regulation of transcription by RNA polymerase II. The transcript is spliced from 12 exons. Gene Ontology annotation, cellular component: nucleus. NCBI's taxonomy places the organism in Eukaryota, Metazoa, Chordata, Aves, Passeriformes, Passerellidae. The record is from RefSeq and is a predicted model, not a curated record. Gene Ontology annotation, molecular function: transcription factor binding; RNA binding. The coding region runs from base 61 to 2979 and encodes 972 amino acids.